AUGGGGAAGAAGUGGAGAGAUGCGACCGAAAUGGAGCGGGGCUGCUCGGACCGCGAGGAAAGCGCGGAGAGCCGCAGGCGCAGCCGGAGCGCCAGCCGGGGCAGGUUUGCCGAGUCGUGGAAAAGGUUAAGUUCCAAGCAGGGAUCCACCAAGCGCUCGGGACUCCCGUCGCAGCAGACGCCGGCUCAGAAGUCCUGGAUAGAAAGAGCCUUUUAUAAAAGAGAAUGUGUUCACAUCAUCCCCAGCACCAAAGACCCCCAUAGGUGUUGCUGUGGGCGUCUAAUAGGCCAGCAUGUUGGCCUCACUCCCAGUAUCUCGGUUCUUCAGAAUGAGAAAAACGAAAGUCGCCUCUCUCGAAAUGACAUCCAGUCUGAGAAGUGGUCCAUCAGCAAGCACACUCAACUCAGCCCCACCGAUGCUUUUGGGACCAUUGAGUUCCAAGGAGGCGGCCAUUCCAACAAAGCCAUGUAUGUACGAGUAUCUUUCGAUACAAAACCUGAUCUCCUCCUACACCUGAUGACCAAGGAAUGGCAGUUGGAGCUUCCCAAGCUUCUCAUCUCAGUGCAUGGGGGCCUGCAGAACUUUGAACUCCAGCCAAAACUCAAGCAAGUCUUUGGCAAAGGUCUCAUCAAAGCAGCCAUGACGACUGGAGCAUGGAUAUUCACUGGAGGAGUUAACACAGGUGUUAUUCGUCAUGUUGGCGAUGCCUUGAAGGACCAUGCAUCUAAGUCUCGAGGAAAGAUAUGUACCAUAGGUAUCGCCCCCUGGGGAAUUGUGGAAAACCAAGAAGACCUGAUUGGAAGAGAUGUGGUCCGGCCGUAUCAGACCAUGUCCAAUCCCAUGAGCAAGCUCACUGUUCUCAACAGUAUGCAUUCCCACUUCAUUCUGGCCGACAAUGGGACCACUGGAAAGUAUGGAGCAGAGGUGAAGCUUAGGAGACAACUGGAAAAGCAUAUUUCACUCCAGAAGAUAAACACAAGAAUCGGUCAAGGCGUUCCAGUGGUGGCACUGAUUGUGGAAGGAGGACCCAAUGUGAUCUCAAUUGUCUUGGAGUACCUUCGAGACACCCCUCCUGUGCCAGUUGUUGUCUGUGAUGGGAGUGGACGGGCAUCCGACAUCCUGGCAUUUGGGCAUAAAUAUUCAGAAGAAGGCGGACUUAUAAAUGAAUCUUUGAGGGACCAGCUAUUGGUAACCAUCCAGAAGACUUUCACAUACACUCGAACCCAAGCUCAGCACCUCUUCAUCAUCCUCAUGGAGUGCAUGAAGAAGAAAGAACUGAUUACAGUAUUUCGGAUGGGAUCAGAAGGACACCAGGACAUUGAUUUAGCCAUCCUGACGGCUUUGCUCAAAGGAGCCAACGCCUCAGCCCCAGACCAACUGAGCUUAGCUUUAGCCUGGAACAGAGUCGACAUCGCCCGCAGUCAGAUCUUUAUUUAUGGGCAACAGUGGCCGGUGGGGUCUCUGGAGCAAGCCAUGUUGGAUGCCUUAGUUCUGGACAGAGUGGAUUUUGUGAAAUUACUUAUAGAGAAUGGAGUAAGCAUGCAUCGUUUUCUCACCAUCUCCAGACUAGAGGAAUUGUACAAUACGAGACAUGGGCCCUCAAACACAUUGUACCACUUGGUCAGGGAUGUCAAAAAGCGAGAAUAUCCAGGUUUCGGUUGGAUCUAUUUUAAGGGGAACCUGCCCCCAGACUACAGAAUCAGCCUGAUCGAUAUUGGCCUGGUGAUCGAGUACCUGAUGGGAGGGGCUUAUCGCUGCAACUACACGCGCAAGCGCUUCCGGACGCUCUACCACAAUCUCUUUGGCCCAAAGAGGCCCAAAGCCUUGAAACUGUUGGGAAUGGAGGAUGAUGUUCCCUUGAGGCGAGGAAGAAAGACAACCAAGAAGCGUGAAGAAGAGGUGGACAUUGACUUGGAUGACCCUGAGAUCAACCACUUCCCUUUCCCUUUUCAUGAGCUGAUGGUGUGGGCCGUCCUGAUGAAGCGGCAGAAGAUGGCCCUGUUCUUCUGGCAGCACGGCGAGGAGGCCAUGGCCAAGGCCCUGGUGGCCUGCAAGCUCUGCAAAGCCAUGGCCCACGAGGCUUCUGAGAACGACAUGGUAGAUGACAUCUCUCAGGAGCUAAACCACAACUCCAGGGACUUUGGCCAGCUGGCCGUGGAGCUCCUGGACCAGUCCUACAAGCAGGAUGAGCAGCUGGCCAUGAAACUGCUGACGUAUGAACUGAAGAACUGGAGCAAUGCCACGUGCCUGCAGCUUGCGGUAGCUGCCAAACACCGUGACUUCAUUGCACACACGUGCAGCCAGAUGUUGCUCACAGACAUGUGGAUGGGUCGGCUCCGGAUGCGCAAGAACUCAGGCCUCAAGGUAAUUCUGGGAAUUCUACUUCCUCCUUCAAUUCUCAGCUUGGAGUUCAAGAACAAAGAUGACAUGCCCUAUAUGACUCAGGCCCAGGAAAUCCACCUCCAAGAGAAGGAGCAGGAAGAACCAGAGAAGCCCACGAAGGAGAAAGAUGAAGAGGACAUGGAACUGACAGCGAUGUUGGGAAGAAACAACGGGGAGUCCUCCAGGAAGAAGGAUGAAGAAGAAGUUCAGAGCAGACACCGGUUAAUCCCCCUGGGCAGAAAAAUCUAUGAAUUCUACAAUGCACCCAUUGUGAAGUUCUGGUUCUACACUCUGGCGUACAUCGGAUACUUGAUGCUGUUCAACUAUAUCGUGCUAGUGAAGAUGGAGCGCUGGCCUUCUACCCAGGAAUGGAUCGUCAUUUCCUAUAUUUUCACCCUGGGAAUAGAAAAGAUGAGAGAGAUUUUGAUGUCAGAGCCAGGAAAGUUGCUACAAAAAGUGAAGGUGUGGUUGCAAGAGUACUGGAAUGUCACAGACCUCAUUGCCAUCCUUCUGUUCUCUGUCGGAAUGAUUCUUCGUCUCCAAGACCAACCCUUCAGGAGUGAUGGGAGGGUCAUCUAUUGUGUGAACAUCAUUUAUUGGUACAUUCGUCUAUUAGACAUCUUCGGCGUGAACAAGUAUUUGGGCCCAUAUGUGAUGAUGAUUGGAAAAAUGAUGAUAGACAUGAUGUACUUUGUCAUCAUCAUGCUGGUGGUGCUCAUGAGUUUUGGGGUCGCCAGGCAAGCCAUUCUCUUUCCCAAUGAGGAGCCAUCAUGGAAACUGGCCAAGAACAUCUUCUACAUGCCCUAUUGGAUGAUUUAUGGGGAAGUGUUUGCGGACCAGAUAGACCCUCCCUGUGGACAGAAUGAGACUCGAGAGGAUGGUAAAAUAAUACAACUGCCUCCCUGCAAGACAGGAGCCUGGAUCGUGCCGGCCAUCAUGGCCUGCUACCUUCUAGUGGCAAACAUCCUGCUGGUCAACCUCCUCAUCGCUGUCUUUAACAAUACAUUUUUUGAGGUAAAAUCAAUAUCCAAUCAAGUGUGGAAGUUCCAGAGGUAUCAGCUCAUCAUGACUUUCCAUGAAAGGCCCGUUCUGCCCCCACCUCUGAUCAUAUUCAGCCACAUGACCAUGAUAUUCCAGCACCUGUGUUGCCGAUGGAGGAAACACGAGAGUGACCCAGAUGAAAGGGACUAUGGCCUGAAGCUCUUCAUAACUGAUGAUGAGCUCAAGAAAGUACAUGAUUUUGAGGAGCAGUGCAUAGAGGAAUAUUUCAGAGAAAAGGAUGAUCGAUUCAACUCGUCCAAUGAUGAGAGGAUACGGGUGACUUCAGAAAGGGUGGAGAAUAUGUCCAUGCGGCUGGAGGAAGUCAACGAGCGGGAGCACUGCAUGAAGGCCUCGCUCCAGACCGUGGACAUCCGGCUGGCGCAGCUCGAGGACCUCAUCGGGCGCAUGGCCACAGCCCUGGAGCGCCUGACGGGUCUAGAGCGGGCUGAGUCCAACAAAAUCCGCUCGCGGACCUCCUCGGACUGCACAGAUGCAGCCUACAUUGUCCGCCAGAGCAGCUUCAACAGCCAGGAGGGGAACACCUUCAAGCUCCAAGAGAGUAUAGACCCUGCAGGUGAGGAGACCUUGUCCCCAACUUCUCCAACCUUAAUGCCCCGUAUGCGAAGCCAUUCUUUCUAUUCAGUCAAUAUGAAAGACAAAGGUGGGAUAGAAAAGUUGGAGAGUCUUUUUAAAGAAAGGUCCCUGAGCCUACACCGAGCUACUAGUUCCCACUCUGUAGCAAAAGAAUCCAAAGCUCCUGCAGCCCCUGCAAACACCUUGGCCAUUGUUCCCGACUCCAGAAGACCAUCUUCAUGUAUAGACAUCUAUGUCUCUGCCAUGGAUGAGCUCCACUGUGAUAUAGACCCACUGGACAAUCCCAUGAACAUCCUUGGGCUGGGAGAACCAAGCUUUUCAGCUCCAGUACCUUCCGCAGCUCCUUCAAGUAGUGCCUACGCGACUCUUGCACCCACAGACAGACUGCCAAGCCGGAGCAUUGAUUUUGAGGACAUCACCUCCAUGGACACUAGGUCUUUUUCUUCAGACUAUACCCACAUCCCAGAAUGCCAAAACCCAUGGGACACUGACCCUCCAAUGUACCACACCAUUGAGCGUUCCAAAAGUAGCCGCUACCUAGCCACCACCCCAUUUCUUCUAGAAGAAGCCUCCGUUGUGAAAUCACAUAGCUUUAUGUUUUCUCCUUCGAGGAGCUGUUAUGCCAACUUUGGGGUGCCCAUGAAAACAGCAGAAUAUACGAGUAUUACAGACUGUAUUGACACGAGAUGUGUCAAUGCUCCUCAAGUGAUUGCUGACAGAACCACCUUCCUGGGAGGUCUUGGAGGGAAAGUGGAGGAAUCGUGCUGCCACCCCGAGCGGGAGGCAGAACUGAGUCACCCCAGCUCUGACGGUGAGGAGAAUGAGGCCAAGGGCCGGAGAGCCACCAUCACAAUGCCCCCCCAGGAGGGUGAUAAUUCAGACAGAACCCUGUCCAACAACAUCGCAGUUCCCAAGAUAGAGCGCGCCAACAGCUACUCAGCAGAGGAGCCAAGCACACCAUAUGCCCACACCAGGAAGAGCUUCUCCAUCAGUGACAAACUCGACAGGCAGCGGAACACAGCAAGCCUGAGAAAUCCCUUCCAGAGGAGUAAGUCCUCCAAGCCAGAAGGCCGAGGGGACAGUCUGUCCAUGAGGAGACUCUCCAGAAUGUCUGCUUUUCACAGCUUUGAAAGCAAGCACAACUAA
Molecule: messenger RNA, 5163 nt
Organism: Budorcas taxicolor (takin)
Lineage: Eukaryota; Metazoa; Chordata; Mammalia; Artiodactyla; Bovidae
Gene: TRPM3
Product: transient receptor potential cation channel subfamily M member 3
Exons: 26
Coding region: 1-5163 (1720 amino acids)
Biological process (GO): monoatomic cation transmembrane transport; protein tetramerization
Cellular component (GO): membrane
Molecular function (GO): monoatomic cation channel activity
Source: RefSeq, a predicted model, not a curated record